Leptosia nina is the source of this 813-nucleotide messenger RNA. NCBI's taxonomy places the organism in Eukaryota, Metazoa, Arthropoda, Insecta, Lepidoptera, Pieridae. The record is from the annotation of a GenBank genome assembly.
AUGAACGAUGCCGAGCUAUAUCACAAAAGUAAUAAUCUCCAGAAGAGGGACGCCUUCGAGUGUCUCCAGGAGUACGAAAGGAGAAUCAAGUGGAAGAAGGACGCUUUGAUCAUCGAUAUUGGCUGCGGUGAUGGCAGCGUCACGGCGGCUAUGAUGAAGCAAUUCCUACCCGGUUACAGGAAGGUGGUGGGUUGUGAUAUUAGCGCGAAAAUGGUACAAUACGCGAGCAAAAAGUUUAAUUCGGAGAAUAUCAAUUUUAUGGUGCUUGAUAUUGAGGGUGACAUACCACAAUCAUUGCGGUGCGAAUUCAACCACGCUUUUUCCUUUUACACGCUGCACUGGAUUAAGCAGCAAGAGAUUGCGUUCAAAAACAUAUACGACCUACUUCAGGACGGUGGGAACUGUUUUCUGAUUUUCCUCGGGCACAUGCCGCUUUUCGACGUGUUCAGGAUUCUGGCUCGAAGCAACAGAUGGAGUUACUGGUUGAAAGAUGUCGACCGAUUUGUAUCGCCGUACCACGAUUGUCAGGAUCCAGAGAAGGAGAUACGUCGUAUGAUGUGCAAAGUGGGAUUCAGAAAUGUGGACGUACAGUACAAACCAAAGUCUUUCGUGUACGAUAGCCUCGAAGCUGUCAAAAAAGCUGUGAAAGCAGUGAAUCCGUUCCAAAUUCCUGAAGAACUGCACGAGGAAUUACUUGAAGAUUACAUCUCCAUAGUUCGUGACAUGGAACUUAUUGAUAAGGUUAAUAAUAACGAGAGCUCUGUCGCAGUGAGGACUAAUUAUAAUCUAAUAAUCGCAUAUGGUGAAAAAUAA